AUGCUCGCUCCCUCGCUGGCCGGCCGCACCUGCGUGCCCGGAGGAGCCAGCCGGCCUCAGCCCCCCAAGAACCUGGGCGGCGAGAGGCUCUGCGGCUUCUACCCAGAGGCCUUCGGGGUGGGUACCGGGAGUGACGGCAACCGGACACGCGGAGGAGGAGGAGGAAGAUCGGCAAGCAGCGGCUGGUAUUCCCGCCCGAUCGAGAAGCGGGGCGGCGGGAACAAAGGGGUGGGUGGGAGAGGGGUGGCGCCCCCCGGCGGAGGGGGCCCGCAGGGGGCUCCGGCGCAGGCGCACGAGGGAGAGCGGCCCCGCGGGCUAGAGGGGAGCCGGGGUGGAGGGGAAUGGAGGGAGGCCCCCGAGGGCGGCCAUCUUGCGCUCCCCGACAACUGGGCCAGGAAUCGGGGCCGGGAAGUAGGCCACCGGGGUCCCUCCUGCCGCGAGCCCCCCCAGGCCACAGGAAACCAGGUCGGACUCCGGGAGUCCGCUGAUGAUUCCCGGAGCGACCCGCGUCGGGAACGAGGGCUCCGAUUCGGCCGAUCCAGGCCGGGAAGGGGGGCCGCGUCCCGGAUCCCAUCCGCCCCGGCGCUCAGCGCGUAUGGGCAGCGCCCAGGCCAGGCGCGGGUGCACGGAAGGCUCCCUUCUACCAUCCUGGCAGAAGCCCGUUAUGAAACAGACUGGUGGCCCCCACCCCCAGUCUGGAAGCGCUUCGCAAAUACGGCAACUGUUAUGGCAACCGGUGCGGCGGGAGGAGAUGGAGGCAAGGACUCCCCACCUGGUUUCGAGGCCAGGAAUCGGCCUCCCGAACCCCGGACGUCAUCUUGGCCGCCCCCCAACCUUUCAAGUGGCGCCCGGCUCCCACCCCCUGCGGGGACAUCCACGCCGCCGCCGGUCUCCCAGCGAGCGUCCGGGGGGGAACGCCGAUCCCCCGGCCGUGUCCGGCGAGAGAAGAGGGGCGGGGGGCCCGGGACGGAGAAGCCCCCCGCCCCAGCGCGACGCAACGCCCGCUGA
Molecule: messenger RNA, 1008 nt
Organism: Tachyglossus aculeatus (Australian echidna)
Lineage: Eukaryota; Metazoa; Chordata; Mammalia; Monotremata; Tachyglossidae
Product: translation initiation factor IF-2-like
Exons: 7
Coding region: 1-1008 (335 amino acids)
Source: RefSeq, a predicted model, not a curated record